AUGGCGGCCGACCUGCAGCCCGUCACCACCCUCCUGCUCGACAUCGAGGGCACCGUGUGCUCCAUCUCAUUCGUCAGAGAGGUCCUGUUUCCGUACGCAAUCGAGGUGCUCCCUGAGACGGCGGCGGCCAAAUGGGACGACGCCGAGUUCAAGAGCUACGUGGAGGCCUUCCCUGAGCUUGCGCAGAAGUCGGCCAAAACAUUCUCCGACUAUGCGAUCAAUCUCAUGAAACAGGACUCCAAGGUGCCGUAUCUGAAGAAGUUGCAAGGUUAUCUCUGGAAGAACGGCUGGAAUACCGGCGCCUUCGUCGCGCCACUGUACCCUGACGUCUUGCCCCAGCUACGCGACUGGCAUGCCAAGGGUAAACAGAUCGCCAUCUUCUCGUCCGGGAGCGUGCCUGCUCAGAAGUUGUUGUUCGGCCACGUCGGCACCGCUGAUGCCAACGGCGCCCAAGUGGCCGCCAACGACGACGUUGCCGAGAGCUCCGAGAAGAAGCGCAAGCCGGACGAAGCUGAUGAGCCCGAGGAGGAAAGCGUUGAGGAGCCGGCGGCCAAGAAGCCCAAGGCCACCGAGCCGCUGGUGGAUCCCCCAGCUAGGCUGCCCGGCGUCCAGGAGCGCAAGCACAAGAAGCUCCACCGCCCUUAUCUCGGUGAGGACAUCAACGACCUGAUCGUCGACUACUUCGACACGCAAAACGCCGGCCCCAAACAGGAAGCCGCCAGCUACACGAAGAUUGCGGGGGCGCUGGGGAAGCCGUGCAAUGAGAUCCUCUUCCUUAGUGACAACGUAAAAGAGGUCAGGGCCGCACUUGAGGCCGGCAUGAAGUCCUUCGUCAUCGACCGUCCAGGCAAUGAGCCACUUUCGGACGACGAUCGCGAGGCUUUUACUGUUCACACGAGCUUCAAGGACAUUCCACUCGUGGAAAAGGCUUGA
Messenger RNA from Lasiodiplodia theobromae, 933 nucleotides. RefSeq names its product Enolase-phosphatase E1. Gene Ontology annotation, molecular function: magnesium ion binding; acireductone synthase activity. The record is from RefSeq and is a predicted model, not a curated record. Bases 1 to 933 code for a protein of 310 amino acids. NCBI's taxonomy places the organism in Eukaryota, Fungi, Ascomycota, Dothideomycetes, Botryosphaeriales, Botryosphaeriaceae. The transcript is spliced from 5 exons.